CGCGAUGCUUUGCAGUGUCGUUUACAUCGUGGUUAUAACUUGUUUCGGAAUCAGUCAUUUUUUCAUAUUAUUCUUAGGCUUUGAUAAGAGCGACGGUGCACUACCACCUGGCGCAGAAGACGAAAUUGUUCUCAUCGAUCACCUCCCAGGACGGCAAGUGCAUCUGCAAGAUUUCUUUUGGACUAGGGCAGAAGAUGCACCAUUAUGGGUAGAUCCAAAUCAGUUAUUAACGCUAUACGAAACCCGAACGAUCCAUCACACAGCUACAGUCUAUCCUCCUGACGAAAAUGAACAGGGUCCAGAAUACGGUAGUCAUUCUGACCCCAAUUUCACUCAUGGACCUUUUAUUCCUGGAUGUACAUCUUGUAUUGAUCCUACUCCCACGCAACCUGAAGCUGAUCAAGAUGUAGGAAUCCUUAUUGUUGAUGAUCCGGGACCAAGGUACUGGUUGCUUACGGUAUUACGUGGGGAAAACGGCGUUCCGCCCAAAGUCGAGUUGCGAUUAGCCCGAUUGUACCGCAAAGCCUUUAGGAGGCAACAAGAGAGUCACCUUGGCCUUUUGGGUGAUCGUACUCGACGAGAAUCAAAAAAUCAUGCCAUGUUAGAAAAAAAACCACCAAAUAUAACACAUACAACGAAGCAUGCACAGGAAGUACACUCAAUGAACAAUAUUAUAGACUCUACCAUUGUACCUAUUAAUAAAAGUAUACAAAUGAAGCAAAUAUUACCAGUUACGCAAAUGAGACUUGUGCGAAUAAAUAGUAAAAGAACUUUGCCAUUCAAAGAAACCAUAAGUCAACCAGAUGUUACAUCUUUGAUAGACAAUACUGCAUCUCAAUUGGAAAGUGAAACAAUGGCUUCCAUUAAUUCAGCAGCAUUCAAAUCAGCAACUGAAAUUGAACAGAGUUCAUCUUGGAAUACAAUUAUUUCGAUUCCAUUAAAUAAUGAUGAAUCAUUUUCACAAGAUUUCAAUCAUUCGAAUUCCCUUAACGUGACAGAAAAUCAGCAGAUGUUUGAUGAUUUAAGAUUUUCAAGAAGCAUAGGUUUGGUGCAGGUCAAAAUGCAGAACACAAGUGUAAUUGACCGAGGUACUACCAAGUUAAUCUACUCAGUACACCUGAGUGGAAAACCAGUUCCUGCAGAAACUGCUGCAAAGGAUAUGGCUUUACUGUCUCCGCAGGAAGUAGCUUUGGAACUUGGAACGCCUGUACUUAUUCAGAGUGAACCAUAUCUGAAACCCACAGGACCGAUGGCAUUAUCGAGAAAGAGAGAUGUCUACUUGCUGAUGGGAGCUGCAGGAGCGGCUGUCUUGCUACUUAUUAUUAUCAUCAUAAUCAUUAUUCUCGUUACCAAGAAGAAAAAAGCUCAAAGUGCUGUUGCAGCUCCACCAAUUGAAAGUAAUAUAAAAAAAGAUAGAAAAUAUACUCUUGCUUCACUUGGUCAUGAUAACACUGAAUAUACAUCUGAAACUGAAUUAAGGACAGAUGGUUCAAGUCAAAGGCGUACGCCAGGAAGUAACACGAGGACACCAGUUACACCUCGUAGUCCAGAUACAUUGGAAGGAGAAAUUAAUGAUCUCGCAAGUGAAAAUGAAGAGGACGAGGAUCAUGAUCUUAAAAGUACAAACAUGAUUCCUUGGGAUGAAUGCGAUUAUCUGGACGUAACAAGAAAAACAAGGUCUGGACGUGGAAGAAUAAUACAGACAAAAGCUCUCAACAUUACAAAAACGCCGGAUUCUAUGGAUUCUAUAGAAUGUCACUCAGACACCUUGGAAUCAAUGGAGAAAGGAUUCAUACUUCGUGAAGAAGCUCCAAUUUCACCUAAUUCCUACCUUUCUUUGCCCUCGUGCAAGCCAUUUCCUAACAUGAAAAGUGUUGAACCAUUAUCGAGGAUACUGGAACCUGUUGUGGUGAAGCAUUUAGACAUAGAACUGGAUACACCAGAUCUUCAAAAACAAAUUGAUUUCAAUAUCAAAACUGUUGAUAAUUAUUUGAAAAGAGCUACCAGUACAGUAAAAGAUCCAGGAGUUGUUGGGCCUAUCGUCUGGGAUUUAAGAAGAAAUAAGUCUGUCGAAGACACGAAGACCUUCGACACAGAUUUUGAUCCAACCAGAGUUUCACAUGGACCAGUUGGACGAGCCAGACGAAGAUUGCAUGAGCUCCUUGAGGAUUCCUUCAGCCUGUUCGGAAGCAGAGAGGCUAAGACAAAAGAAGAUCAAUCUAAUCAGUACGUGUUUAUCUCCAGAGGUUUAUCUGACCAUCUCACAAUACUUUCGGAAACGAGGGGGAAAUCAGCAAACGUCAGUCCGGUUACAACACCGACAUCGCAGAUAAAGUCCCGUCCAAGAUCUUCUGUGCCGCGCACAGAAAUGGAGGAAUUAAUUCAAGAGACUGAGAAUAUGGGACCGCAUCCACGUGGAGCAUGGGGUUCGCGACCAUUGAGUGCAGGUCCGUUUCACAGACCAAAUCUACCGGAAGUAAACACCAUGCGUCUUUUAGCGGAUUCCCAACUUUUAGUAGAAGAUCCUGCAGUUCCACUUAUCAAUCGUAUUAAGCAAGAACUUAAAAAAUUUUCGGCUGACUGAUGGUAUUAACAUUUUUGGCUUCCUGGUAAUUUAGAAACAAUUUAUGGAUCUAUUUUUCUUAUUCCAAAACUUUGCCACACAUAUUUUUUUUAACAAUAUCAUCAAAAAUAAGCGAGGUUUGAUUAUUUAAGAGGACGGCCCAUGUAACGGCUUCAAAAAAUCGAUUAUUUGUUUGCUUAAUGGAAGCUAGUGAUCCCAAAAACAUGGUGUAAAAGUUUCAGAUUCGCAGGUGCAUUCUUUUACCCCUAAAAGGCGCCCCGCGCGCCUCGCGCUAUCCUUCCGAUGCUGCCUUCUUUUCAACACGUAAAUCUUUAAACGCGUUUUUCUCGGUUUCAUAUUUUUCAUAAUUGCCUUCUAUGUAAACCUCUACUAACUGGAAAAAUAAUUUUUUUAACAAUUACUUUUCAAACAAUUUCAUACAAAUUUUUGGGUGAAAAUCAAAUUUUCGUUUUAAACGGACGCCACCUAUUCAAAAAUGAUUACUUUUUUAAAACUUUUUUUGUCUCACACAGAAGCUAAGAAUAUAAAAUUCAAGAAACUUUUUUGUUUUUUCGUUUUAGACGAAUCCAUAAGAAACUAGAGUGCUGACAAUUUCACACCUCCCGGUUGAACAUGUUUAACAUCUGCCCUUAUAAUUAAAAAUGUUAUGCAGAUUUAUGGCUAGAAAAAAUGUAUUUCUUAGUUCAAAAGUGCCUGAAUAAACCAUAAAAGUUUUGGAAAGAUUCGUUAUAUUCUUUAUUCCCAAAAAAUCCUAAAAUAUACCGUUAUUUUUGAGGUGCUACAUGGGUCUCCCCCCUUAAUUUUUUCCGUGUCUCGCUUCUCACUUUCCAUUUCUUACAACGGUUGUCAUUAUAUACGCAUGACAAUUUUCUCAUUUCUGAUGUAUUUGGAUUUUCAUCUAUUUUCUAUUGGUUAGAACUUAUAUUCUCUUCCAGGAGCCACUAAAGUAUUAUGUAUCGAUUUUUUAGAGUUUGGGAGAUAGCGUAUUAAAAAAUAUGAUAUUGUGCAAUACAUUGUUUAAAUAUAAGUCUUAUUUAUUGAAUAUUCAUUACAUAUAAAUAUGUGAUAAGUUAUUACGCAGUGAAAAAUUGUCGGCGUUGAAUCGGUGGCCUGACAGCAGCGCAUCGCGUCAGUGCCGCACGAUUACACUUUUCAGUGUUAAGGAUAAAUGAUAUUUACUAUUUCAACGUUCCUUUAAAAUUAAAUUUGUAUUGUUAAAUUUUAUAUGUGUAUGUAUUUUAUGAUAAGUUUAAGUGUAUAACUACUAAUACUAUAAUUGGUAUAAUUAAGAACAAUUAUUACCUGCACUUGAAAUAUGAAAUAGGAAGGACGAAAGUCCGCCGAUAUCAGAAUUAAGAAAAUAAUACAAUUGCUUGUAUAUUGCCAGCAGAAAUUACAAACAAAAGUUGCUAGAAAAUAUUACUAACUCUUUGCAGUCAGAGAUCUAGAUGUGUUCAUACAUCUCACUCUCAGCUUCUUGAUAUUUUUUUUAGUUUGCUUACUUUUUACUUUUUAAUAUAGCAUCCGCAUUUAUUUCUUACAAGUUGCUAACGACCAUAUUGAUUCCGAUUUUGCUAUUAAUGUAUGCUUGCCUUUUUCUCUUUAGUUUCUCCUCAAUAUCUUUAUUUGUUUUUAAUUGGUGUUGAACUAUAACCAAUAGACAAGCACCGAGGGCCUGACCAAAAUUUUCGUUUCAUUUCGGUCCUGUCAAGUAAAUAGAGUAAUUUGGAUCCCAUUAUUAAUGUAAUUUCAGAUAUUAUCUAAUUUCGUCAAAAUGUAGAGACAACAGAUCGCAGUAUAGUGAAAUAUCUUUUUUCUAUGAAUAACGAAAUGGAACGAAGGUUUCGGUCGAUUUCCUGCAAACAAAAUUGAAUCACUGUCGGUAUAAGUUUGUUUGUAAUUUUUGAGGAUACCCACUUAUUCUCUUACCAAGCUCGAAAAAUCAUGUUUAUUUAUUUUAUCUAUGAGACAGAUGUAAGGAAGAUAGAGUAUAAUUUAAGAGCUAGCGGACAAAAAGGGCUAAGCCAUGUUUAAAGAAGUUUUCAGAAAAAUGAAAAGAUUUCCGUAUAUUAUUAAUAACAGGAUAGCCAAUUUUAAACUUGAAAAUUUAGAGAAAUUACAUCUGCAUAGAUUGCAUUGCAUUAACAUACAUUUAAUUGCACUUGAGAGAAAUAUACAUCUGAAAGAUUCAAAAAAUGCAAAAUAAUCAAUUAAAAAAAUAUUAGGGAUAAGCCUCUUUUGACUGCCAGCCCUUCAAUAGUCCUAAGAAGUAGCUACGCGAAAUGUAGAAUGUAAAGAUUUUGUGUGCUAAGUUGCUCCAUUCCGGGGCUGUGGAAAUUAGUAUAGAAUUUAAGUUGAAGGGCCAACUAAAUAUCACACUAAACUCCAAGGUAUAAUUUUCAAUAUGAAGGCAAAUCAAAAUUUUCAUCAGACUUCGAAUGACAAAUAAUACUUUGAAAUUAAGCGUGUAUCAAAAUGACUUUUACAUGUAUAAGGAGUAAACUGAUUUUUUAAAACUUUA
This is a messenger RNA of Belonocnema kinseyi, 5105 nucleotides long. RefSeq lists its product as uncharacterized. The record is from RefSeq and is a predicted model, not a curated record. Lineage: Eukaryota; Metazoa; Arthropoda; Insecta; Hymenoptera; Cynipidae. The transcript is spliced from 10 exons. Bases 5 to 2584 code for a protein of 859 amino acids.